This is a messenger RNA of Rodentolepis nana, 705 nucleotides long. The record is from the annotation of a GenBank genome assembly. NCBI's taxonomy places the organism in Eukaryota, Metazoa, Platyhelminthes, Cestoda, Cyclophyllidea, Hymenolepididae.
AUGGCCCAUCACAGCAUAAACCCGCUUCCAAGGUACAAGGAUACUACCCUAGAAAACACCAAUGAGCUCACAUAUCUCGGAAUGACGUUUGACACAAAGCUAACGUGGAAAAGUCACAUUGCUAAAAUAGCAGAACGCGUCUCCAAUAGACUGAAUGUCCUGAAGCGUCUUGCUGGUAGUGUAUGGGGCUGUGCGCGCUCAACUCUAAACACCACUUACAAGAUGUUUAUUCAGCUAAUAAUGUUGUAUUGCUGUGAGCCACUCAUUACAGCCACAGAGGUGACUCUCAAACCACUCGAGAAGGCAUACAACCUAGCAUUACGACUAAUUACUGGAGGAAGCACCACAAUAGGUUCCCUUAUCAAAGAAAAGGCCUUGAUCCUGAAAUCAAACACCCCUCCAGAGCAAAUGCGCUCACUGGCCCUUGAGACAAUCAAUGCCAACUAUCCUGCAGAUCAAUGGCUCCAAGUCUUCACUGAUGGGUCAUAUAUAGAAAGCCAAGCAAACGUUGGUGCAGGUGUCUAUUCUGAACUCUUCUCUUUCUACGCAGCAGCGGGACACAAUAGAUCCGCUUUUGAAGGAGAAAUAGAGGUUUGGCUGAUGCAACAACUAAAUCUAGACGAAUACACGAUUAAUGAGUCCAUGUUCCUUCCUCCUGUGGAAUACGCGAUCACCCAACAAGAAGUUGCUAGCGAACCCACAUAA